Cyprinus carpio (common carp) is the source of this 1775-nucleotide messenger RNA. RefSeq names its product 3-hydroxyanthranilate 3,4-dioxygenase (gene haao). Lineage: Eukaryota; Metazoa; Chordata; Actinopteri; Cypriniformes; Cyprinidae. Gene Ontology annotation, molecular function: 3-hydroxyanthranilate 3,4-dioxygenase activity; iron ion binding. The record is from RefSeq and is a predicted model, not a curated record. Gene Ontology annotation, biological process: 'de novo' NAD+ biosynthetic process from L-tryptophan; quinolinate metabolic process. Gene Ontology annotation, cellular component: cytoplasm.
UUCAAUAACUCAAAGGUAGUUUGUCACCACUGCUGAAAAAGUUGUUGCCUACUCAGACAGAUUAUUGCAAGAAUCUUGCUGUAUUCCAAAAUUAGUGAAAAAUGACCAACCAGGCUCUUCAUGUCAACACUGACAAGUGGAUUGCUGAAAAUGAGAAUUCAUUUCUACCACCUGUAUGCAACAAAUUAAUGUUCUUUUAUCAACUGAAUAUUAUGUAUGUUGGAGGUCCAAAUGCAAGGAAGGAUUAUCACAUUGAGGAAGGGGAAGAGCUCUUUUACCAGGUGAGGGGCGACAUGGUUUUGAAAGUGAUAGAGGACGGCAAGCAUAAAGACAUACACAUUCGAGAAGGAGAGAUGUUCCUGCUUCCAGCACGGAUUCCCCACUCUCCUCAGAGAUACGCAAACACAGUAGGGCUGGUCGUGGAGAGGAAGAGGCUUCGCUCUGAGACAGAUGGCCUCAGGUACUUUGUGGAUAAUAGUACAGAUGUCUUGUUUGAACGUUGGUUCUACUGUGAGAACCUGGGAACCCAACUUGUUCCCAUCAUCAAAGAGUUUAUGGAUUCCAAACAGAAUAAAACAGGAAAGCCUGAUCCAGCUGAGCCCAUCAAGCCAGCCCCAUACCCACUCAGCACAGUGAAGGUGAUGGCACCGUUCAGCUUCAGAGAGUGGAUGGAAAAGCAGAAGCCUGCCCUGGCCAGUGGUCAGCCGGUGGAUAUGUUUGGAGCACAGUUUGAGACUGAGACGUUUCUCUUUGGUCCUGGGACAUCUGGAACCUCUAGGAGAAAAACUGAUGGCUGGAUCUGGCAGCUGGAGGGGUCCUCCAGCGUCUUCAUGAAUGGCAAGGAGUACAACCUGUCCAUAGGGGAUUGUCUUCUUAUUUUUGGAGAGACAGAGUAUCAGUGGAAACGAUCACAAGAUUGUGUCGCAUUGUAUAUUGCCCAAGACCCAGAACGAAAGAGACCCUACUGAGACACAUCAACAGACAUGAGCACUUCUUUAGGAACAAAUCCAUCAACAGUUUUAAUAAUGACACUCUUUCGAAUGCAGUUUUUAUUAUGUACCAGCAUAGUAUCAUGUUCACAAUAUUCACACAUUAUUAGACAAAACAUAUGUUCUUUGUAUUAAGUAACUAAACUCUUAAAUUGCUUUAAACAUUCUAUACAUGACAAAGUGCAAGUCGAUAAAAAAAACUCUUGAAAAGGUUUUUAAAUACUAAUAAUAAUGAAAGUAAUGGUAAGUCUGCAUCAUAAUUAGUACUAUUGCUUGAUUUAAUUUAAUUUCUUUAAAUAUCUAACGUGUCUUUCUGUCAUACUGUCAUACGUAACUGACUGGCUACAGUGUUGGUACUCAAGGUAUCAAAAAUGUAAAAUGGAAUGGUCCAGUUUUGGUGCUACGCAGCAGUUUUAUAAAGCAUAAAAGCUAGGGUAGUGUUAGGUAAUGUGUGGUUAAAGCGAGCUAGUAUAUUUGGCAGCUAUUCAGCACACUUGGCAACACUGUGAUAGAAAUGGAGGUAAACAUGCGAGAUGUGGUUCACUGCCCUCAAUUCAUUGAAAAGCAGGGCUGUAGCAGUGAAACAUGGCAUAACAAACAGAGCAAACAGAAAUGGUGAGCCUUUAGACCUGACAGUUUUAUUCCAACACUUGUGUAAGGCUGAUUAUUUGCUGCCUAACGUAACAUUGCUGAGGUACCAGAGCUGGUUCCAUACCAAAGCCAGAAUUUUGGUAUUGUGCCAACCAUUCUUGCCUGUAGUGACAGUUAUUAAACACAUAAAAGGUU